AUGACUUGCCUGUUCUUUAUUCAUUGUUUUUCAUUCAUUUUUUUUUCUUGUCUUUCAGUGGCGUCUUUGUUUUUCUUAAGCGGAGAAGAUGCCGUAAAACAUCUUUUCUCACGAGAUACGCAUCUUCAAUUCGGUUUCGGUUCAUUGGCUACGGUUCUUGUUUUUUAUUUUCUCUUCGUUUGCUGGGCGGCUGGAACUUCCGUUUCUGGUGGAAUGCUCGUUCCAAUGCUUUGCCCUAUCGCUUCUCUAUCGCUGCGCUAUCGAUGCCCUAUUGCUGCUCUAUCGCUGCUCUAUCGCUGCCCUAUCGAUGCCCUAUUGCUGCUCUAUCGCUGCCCUAUUGCUGCUCUAUCGUUGCCCUAUCGCUGCUCUAUCGCUGCCCUAUCGAUGCCCUAUUGCUGCUCUAUCGUUGCCUUAUCGCUGCCCUAUUGCUGGUCUAUCGUUGCCCUAUCGCUGCCCUAUUGCUGCUCUAUCGCUGCCCUAUUGCUGCUCUAUCGCUUCUCUAUCGCUGCCCUACCGUUGCCCUAUUGCUGCUCUAUCGUUGCCCUAUCGCUGCCCUAUUGCUGCUCUAUCGCUUCUCUAUCGCUGCCCUAUCGUUGCCCUAUUGCUGCUCUAUCGCUGCUCUAUCGCUGCCCUAUCGUUGCCCUGAUGCUGCCCUAUCGCUGCUCUAUCGCUGCCCUAUCGUUGCCCUAUUGCUGCUCUAUCGUUGCCUUAUCGCUGCCCUAUUGCUGCUCUAUCUCUGCCCUAUCGUUGCCCUAUCGCUUCCCUAUUGCUGCUCUAUCGCUUCCCCAUCGCCGCCCCAUUGCUGCUCUAUCGCCGCCCCAUCGCUGCUCUAUUGCUGCUCUAUCGUUUCCUUAUCGCCGCCCCAUUGCUGCUCUAUCGCCGCUCUAUCGCCCCCAUCGUUGCCCCCAUUGCUGCUCAUCGCCGCCCCAUCGCCGCCCCCAUUGCUGCUCUAUCGCUGCUCUAUCGCCGCCCCAUCGUUGCCCUAUUGCUGCUCCAUUGUCGCCCUAUCGCCCCCCCAUUGCCGCUCUAUCGCCGCCCCAUUGCUGCUCUAUCGUUGCCCCAUUGCCGCUCUAUCGCUGCCCUAUCGCUGCCCUAUUGCUGCUCCAUCGCCGCCCUAUCGCCGCUCUAUUGCUGCUCUAUCGUUUCCUUAUCGCCGCCCCAUUGCUGCUCUAUCGCCGCUCCAUCGCCGCCCCAUCGUUGCCCUAUUGCUGCUCUAUCGCCGCCCCAUCGCCGCCCCAUUGCUGCUCUAUCGCUGCUCUAUCGCCGCCCCAUCGUUGCCCCAUUGCUGCUCUAUCGUUGCCUUAUCGCCGCCCCUAUUGCUGCUCUAUCGCUGCCCUAUUGCUGCUCUAUCGUUGCCCUAUUGCUGCUCUAUCGCUGCCCUAUCGCUGCCCUAUUGCUGCUCUAUCGCUGCCCUAUCGCUGCCCUAUUGCUGCUCUAUCGCUUCCCUAUCGCUGCUAUAUCGCUGCACUAUCGCUGUUAUAUCGCUGCCAUAUCGCUGCUCUAUCGCUGCUCUAUCGUUGCCCUAUCGCUGCUCUAUUUAUUGGCGCUCUUUAUGGACGGUUUGUUGGUUUGAUUCUGGUGAAGAUAUUGAUGUACAGCGGUAGUCAUGACCCACAGAUGUGGGCUUGGAUUGACCCCGGGGCAUUUGCUCUCAUAGGCGCGGCAUCUUUCUUUGGAGGAGUAACUCGAUUGACAAUGGCGGUGACUGUGAUCAUGGCAAGUUUUUUUUUCUUCUAA
Molecule: messenger RNA, 1737 nt
Organism: Acanthosepion pharaonis
Lineage: Eukaryota; Metazoa; Mollusca; Cephalopoda; Sepiida; Sepiidae
Source: the annotation of a GenBank genome assembly